CCAUGCAUGCAACAUAUGGCAACGGCGGCAACAACUGCGGCAACAGCAUCCACAGCGUUUGCAAUCAGCAGCAAAUCAGCAACUACAGCAACAGCAACAACAUCAACGGCAGCAACAACAACAGCAACAUGAGCUCCAGCGGUUUGCUUGGCGCCGGCUACAGCAACGAUUAUAUGGCCAAUGCAACAGCGGUUGCUGCAUAUGUGACACCAGCAACCGCAGCCGCUGCGGCAGCAGCAAUUGCAACAACAACAACAAUGCCAGCGGCAGUGAACACAACAACAAUGCUGUCUAAUUACUGCGAUGCUGCGACUAUGAUGAUGGCCGCGGCCGCUGUCAAUGCAAAUCAGUGCCUGCAACAACACCACCAGCGACUGCUGCUGGCCAGCAACAGCAACAGCAGCAGCAAUAGCAACAGCAACAGCCAUGAGCAACUGGCCACGGCAGCGGUCAUGGCCCCCGCCUCCUCGUCCUCGUCGUCAGCGGGCUCGCUGUCAUCGGCAUCGUCCACACCGACAGCGACGACCGUCGCGACAGCCCAGCAGCAACAACAACAGCAGCAGCAACAACAACAGCAGCAGCAACAGUCGCUGCCAUCGCCGCCAAAUUUAAUCGAUAUCAGUGAAGUUCCUCUCAUUGUGGAUGUCAAGUAGUGUAAUUAUUUAUGCAUAUUGAAAAAAAAAAAAUACAAAAAAAAAAAAAAAAAAAAAAAAACAAAACAAAAAAUCUCUAAUGAAAAAUGUAAAAAAAAAAAAAAAAAAAAGAGAAUCGUGUAGCUUAAUUGUUUUAAAAUCUCCUUUAGUUGUUGUAGCUUGUACAUAAACAAUUUUCAACUUUCUCCCAGGCGCCCACAACUGACAGCCAAAUGCGGUCUUGUAUCUUGUAGAUACAAUGCAGCUCCCUGGCUAAAAGUCGAAAGAAAAAAUACUGAAAUUCCUGAACGUAAAACGCUCAGAGAUUUUUUCAGGUUUUCUUCUUUUGGGCAUCCAUCAGUUCUACGUCUAUGUCUGUAUAAUAUUUAAAGGCACUGAGUUCUACUUAAUUUUAAUGCAAAUGAAAUCUAAACUAAACUGAACUUCUUUAUAUACCCUCCCACAAGCAAUGAAACAUUAACAAAAAUACAAAAAACAAAAAAAGACAAAUGUAAAUGUAUGUUAGGCAAAAUAUUUAUGUAUUUCUUGUAGCAUAUAUAUACAAAUAUAUAUAUAUACAUAUACAUACACCUUUAUAAUUAGACAGCUAUAUCUACAACAUAUAGCUCUAUGCGUUCUAUAGUGUACUUUAAUCUCUAAUCUCCCAGUGGUUUGCAGAAUUAUACCAAAAAUAUAUUUUUACUUUAUGUGUGGCAAUUAUAUUUUGUGUGUGCUUUAGCAAUGUUUUUUAUUUUUAC
This is a messenger RNA of Drosophila mojavensis, 1390 nucleotides long. Its product is annotated as kinase and exchange factor for Rac A. NCBI's taxonomy places the organism in Eukaryota, Metazoa, Arthropoda, Insecta, Diptera, Drosophilidae. The transcript has a single exon. The record is from RefSeq and is a predicted model, not a curated record. The coding region runs from base 3 to 653 and encodes 216 amino acids.